This is a messenger RNA of Symbiodinium necroappetens, 663 nucleotides long. NCBI's taxonomy places the organism in Eukaryota, Dinophyceae, Suessiales, Symbiodiniaceae. The record is from the annotation of a GenBank genome assembly.
AUGGCCGCCAGUGUUGAUGCGAUAUUCAUGCUCGCUGCCUUCGCAGUGCCGGUGGCUGUGACCUACGGAAUGCUGGGCCCCGGGCCGGGGGGGAGCGCUACCCUCAGCACCAGCUUUACCUGGCAUCCGAUUCUGAUGUCGUCUGCUUUUCCUUGCUUGAUGGUGUUGGGUCGCUGGGUUUACGUAACCGACUCUCUUGGAGACAAGCAACAGCAACGAUCUGCACAUCGCGGGGUCAUGAUGUUAAGCACUUUGGUUGCCAUCGGCGGAUACAUCGCCAUAUUCAUGGCCCACAUCAAAACCCCGUCAUUCUUCGGCUACAACUUCGCCAAGCACACUUGGGCAGUUCCGUCACGAAUAGUCCACGACUUCUUGGGAUAUUCUGUUCUAUUGCUGAUGCUCUUUCAGGCAACAGUAGGUUUGAUGAAGUAUUGGAAGUUGCAGGCCGGGCAGAAGUCCUUUCCAUUUCAUGGAAGCCUGGGGAAGCUCAUCAUCCUCCUCGGAUCGGGCAACAUCCUCACUGCCUGCAUCUUCUGGAGCUGGAGUAUGGCCUUCAAAGCACUCUUGGCCGGCCUCGCCUUGUCUGCAGCCCUCUGUGGAGCCUUCUGGCCUGCCCCUGAAAGGCCUGAAACUGCACCCCUGGCAGAAUCCACGAAGCCCUGA